This is a messenger RNA of Rhipicephalus sanguineus (brown dog tick), 1357 nucleotides long. Its product is annotated as putative sodium-coupled neutral amino acid transporter 7. Bases 2 to 1357 code for a protein of 451 amino acids. Gene Ontology annotation, molecular function: amino acid transmembrane transporter activity. The transcript is spliced from 9 exons. Lineage: Eukaryota; Metazoa; Arthropoda; Arachnida; Ixodida; Ixodidae. Gene Ontology annotation, biological process: amino acid transmembrane transport. The record is from RefSeq and is a predicted model, not a curated record.
AAUGAGCGAGCCGCCAACAGCGAAGGAAAUUGCCGAGGUAACGCCGCGUUCGGAUGCCACCGAAGGCGUCGGCCAGAUGACAACCUUUUCAGUGGCGUUGAUGAUGUUAACCGCCGCCCUCGGUGCUGGACUCCUGCAUUUCCCUGCAGCCUACAAUAUCGCGGGAGGCAUCCUCAUGGCCACGGUCUUGCAGCUGAUCCUGGCGGUUUCCAUCGGAGGUACUGUUCUGACCUUGGCAUUUUGUGCCGAUGUCAAAAACGACCGCACUUACCAAGGCAUCGUGCUGUCCAUGUGUGGGACGAAAUGGCGCUACGCGUCGGCGGCGUCCGUCUUGCUGUUCUGCUACGGCAUCUGCGUAGUCUACUUGAUAGUCAUUGGUGAUCAGUACGACCGCAACUUCUGCCACACGUGGUACAUGGCCCGCGAGUUCACCAUCACGCUCACUGCUGUCGCCAUCGUGCUGCCUUUGAGCAUGCUCCAGCACAUAGAGUUCCUCAAGUGCGCCAGCAGCCUGGGCUUAGUGGCCGUGGUCUACCCUUGCGUCUUGACGGGCAUCGAGUACUACACCGUACCUCGGCCAGACGAUUUGUACAUCAAGGUGUGGCCCACAAGCGCACGUGACGUUUUCCUCAGCGCUCCCGUGUUUUGCUUCGCCUACCAGAGCCACGAGGUGGUGAUUUCAGCCUACGCAGCCAUGCGCCAGCGCUCGAUGAGGAACAUGGCUCAGGCGAUCGCAAUAUGCAUGGCCAUCCUCUUCGUCAUCUACUCCACGGUGGGCUGCUUCGGCUACCUGACCUACGGUGCAUCCGUGCGGCCCGAUAUCAUGGAGAUGUUCGACGCCAAACAGGCUUGGGUACUCAUCGGCCUGGUGGCGCUCAUAUUGAAGAUGGCCUUCACCUACCCACUCCUGGCGCUUUGUGCAAGGUGUCGUUCGCCACCCAGUGGCUCUCCUGAUAUGCUGUGCAUUGCAGAUGCGCGCCUAAGGGAUGCAAUCGAAGAGCUGUACCUGCAGCUACGCGGAGGUCCACCCGAAAACCGGAAGGAAGAGCACGCCCGCAAGACGAAGGUCAGCCUCGCCUGGUUCGCGACCACCGUGGGUGUCGCCAUAUUGCCUUUGGACAUCGGUGUGGCCAUCAAGUUCCUUGGAUGCCUGUCCGCGCUCAACGUAUUUCUGUUUCCCGGUAUGUGCCUCCUGGGCUACACCCAGCUGAAGGGCUCCUCGACCACCUACCGGCACUGGCUCAUGCUUCUCGGCGCCCUCAUGGUGUUUGUGGGGGCCGUCCUAUUCCUCGUGGUUUUUCUGCAUGUCCUGCUCGUCGACCUCGUCUCGGGACAAGUCAACCACCUCUGCUCCUGA